AUGGACUUUCCCGGAGGCGCAACCACCAACAUACAUCUAAUAGAUGGCUUCUCCACCAUCUACUGGAGGAUCUACACUGAGGAGUCCGGUAUUACCAGUCAUUCUCAGGAAGGACCUGCCAAUGGCUAUACGAUCUUGAAGCAUCUUGGUCGCCUCAAGCAUCUAGAAGCGCAAUUGAGAAAUAUAGGUUGCUUAGCAUCAUGCCCAAGACGGCUAGGCCUCUGGGUAUUCUCUCCCACCCCAACAUUUGAAAGUCUUGGCCCCGUGUACAUCACGGAUGGAGACGUCGAAACCACAAAGAUUUUUGUGGACACCACCACUCUUAAAGUCUCGGCAUCGGGAAGUAUCGCAUGCCAAGAGUUGAUCAAGGGCCUUUCAUCCGAGGGUCAAAAUCAACAAGGAUCUCAACCAACGCCAUCACAACGACCGCAGCAUCCUCAAGCUUCUGCACGUCGAUCUGACGGGUAUAGCAGCUCCGUUGCUGUAUAUUCUGCCUUUAUUUCAGCCGUUACCGGUGCUCUGAGCCUGCAUCUUGUUCGCACUCAGGGCGCUCUACCAAUUGGCUCACGAACCCUAUUUACCGCAGUUGAUAGGAUUGGAUAUGAAAACCCCAGAAUUGAUAACGAGGGUUUAUUCUCUUCUCCCAGCCUGACCUCGUUGAAUGUACAGUUGAAUGCCCCGGGAACAUUGACUAUCUCGACGCAGACGAUUGUUCAGGCUGGCAUCACACGAUUAUGCUCUCCCCGCGAUGAUAUAUCAGAUCUGUUCCGAGUACAACCAGGGACCGAUCUUUGGCUGAGUCCUAAUGGAGCCAUCGCUCGACUUGUCACGGCAAAUAUCGAAUCACCGGCUGUUCCUUCACCUGGAUUCCCUACCUCUGGCGACACACUUGCGAGAAGAAGGCAAUGGAAGCUGGAUGUUGUGCAAUGGUUGACGAAUUUCGGGUUGCACAUCGACUCGAUUGACGAGGAACCUUGGGUUGAGGUGGAAGUUUGGGAACCCUUCUUUGCCCGACUUGCUGGUGAAGCGUGGCGCCAAAACGAUGAACCUCAAUCUGCACUUCCAUUGAAACGUAUGCUUUGGCCGGCGAGGUUCUGCUUUCGAAGGACAGGUGUAUUGAUACGGUCUUCGUGGCCCGAAACAUCCCUUGAAGAGCCUCUUGAGUUUGCGGAGAGAUGGUCUUCGGAUGCAGGAUCUAUAAAGGCUCCCCCUGGUCCUCAGAACAUCCCUGUAUUCGAGGAACCCCAGCAAAAAGACGAGGGACUGUCCCCCACCCGAGUCGAUCACGGGGAACACCUAGAAAGCCUUUCCCGAAUGGCGCAAUACCCAGAUCUUCAGAACACCAACCUAGUCUACCCGACGCCCCCGGAAGGUGCUCAAGCAAACGGCGUCCACAUCCCCGCCCAACAUGAUGCUUACCCUGAAGACCACGAUCUUCUAUCUCCCGCUGUUGCUCAUGAGACUAAACCUCUUCCAGACCCCGAACUCUCCCCAAAGGUUGACAUUGGCACUGGCCAUUAUGAUGCAAGUGACGAUGACGAUCUUUUUGGAGAAAUGAAUGAGAAGGAUUUUGGAUCCAAGGGAAUCACCGACGCAGAUUUCAGCUUUUUCGACGAUCCUGAUAUGGACGACAUGGCGGAUGACAUGCCCAUUGAUCAAUCUCAAGAAACCCCCCAGGAACCACAUGAUGCAAUUCAUCCCAAGGAGGAAAUAGAUCAGGUCCACGAAGCAACGCCCGUGAUUGCUUCACCUGAAGUACCAAAGGUGGAGACAGUGCCCAAGCUAGAGGAACCUUCCGUUCCCAUGAAUGAUGACCCCGAGCCAGUUGAUGACCCAAUGGAGUUGGAAGAACCGUCACCCGAGCCGCCUCAGCGUCCACCAAGCCAAACUAUCAGUCCUCCUUUAAGCCCUGUGGAGAUCAAAAAGAUCCUGUUUCCUGGCUUGCAGACUGGGGAUCGAGGGAAACAUGAAGAGAGCCAUACUCAACAAGGCCACUACCAGCCAGUCACCUUUGAAAGGAAGCUGGGGGCUUGGGAUCAAAAGUAUGGGACCACGGGAAAAUUCUUCUUCUCGGCUGGGAGUGCAACGAAAACUUCAGCGACCAGCUUGAACGAGAUCCCAACCGUUGGAUUGCCGCAUCGUGCGCGAACCUCAAACUCUGCGAGGAAUAAGCCAGUUGGAAACGCCCUUGUGCAACCUGUGGAAGAUGGCCGUGAGCGAGACUCCUCAGACUCCACCGAAGGUAGCAGCGAUGAGGACGAAGACAGCGAUGACCUUCCAUACGAACCUGCAUCGACUUCCAUUGCCCUUCCCCAACUGAAAAGAAAGCGGGUCCCCUCCGAAUCCGACAUUCAAUCCGCGGCAUCUCCAGCCAUAUCAUCCGUUGUCCCCGACUCGGGUGCCGGAGUCAAGGCCGAGAACACUACCUUUUUGGGGAAUUUCCUUUCCAACUUCUCCGAUUGGACUUUCACGGGUUACUUUUCUGCUCUUCAAAUACAACAACUCCCUGUCCUUCUCCGACGUGAAGAACAGAUUCCAAUCGCGCAGCUUCUGGUUGACCAAAUCACACAGUCAUCGCUGGACCAUUCCUUGGGAGGGAAAGUUGGAUUGUUUACACUGGAAAGUGAAGGAGCAUCGUUUACCGAAACCUUUGAUGAUGUGACCUUCUUAGGUGAUAUUCAGAAAUUGGACCUCAAGGGGUACACGUCCUUACAAGAAGACAUGACACAAAAUCCUUCUCAGUCCCAGCAGCCCACCAAGGACUUGAGUAAGAGUUGGAUUUCAAAACUAUCUGCGCCGCAUGUACGAGUUCGUCGUGGCAAAGGGUAUCUGGAGACCCUUCCUCCCGCCAUGUCUUUCUGGGAGACGUUCGGCCUGGAACCUGCUCACGGACCCAAGGAUAUUUCAGCAUACUGCAUUCAUCCGCAAUCCGCCAGUCAAGCAGCAGAUGUCUUCCUUGAUCGCUUUGGGCUCUCAUACGAAAGCUGCAAUUUUGGCACACAUUCACGAGGCGACAAGUCGACGGGAUUCGACAAUAGUCUCAAGACGUGGAACUCCGAGUCGCCAGGCUAUACUUCAAUGAUGCAAGCUCUCCUGGGUCUGUGCGAGGAACUGGCUGCUGAGCUCUCACAAUCUGCUGCCCCCAACACAAAGAACAGUGUUGUCUACAUAAUCAACCCCUUUCCCCAUGCAGCAGCUCUGGCAGACAUUUGCGCCGCUUUCUGGAACCUCUUCCAACAAUUGGUGGCCGAUGCCGAGCGUCGACAGACCAAACAAGUCAAUGAGGUGGUUCUGCAAAUUAUCCCGAUAGAGUUCAUCAUGUCCGAUGAGUCUAUGGUGGUGCCAACGCAAACCGAGUAUGUGAAUCUUGCUCUCGAAGUAUACAGUCGUUGUCGCCCGAAGGACGCCGAAUCAAAUCCUUUUUCUUGCGCUCCGGCAAUCCUUCUCGCUGAGAAUCUGCCCAGGACACUCAACUUCCGCCUUGCCCCUGACAAGGUAUCCCCAUUACAGGAUGGGCGAAGCCUGCAUAUCGCAUACUCCAAGAGUUGUGAUCAGCGCUGGGUGUCGGCGGCGUGGUCCGAUGGAUCCGGAUCUCUCCAGACGAGCAUGUCUUACUGUCUUCGCUAUCGUAACAGAGGUUCUUCCAGGUCGAUUUCUGAAGUACGCAACGAGAUCUGGGCUACUACGAAGCACAUUAUGGAUAAGUUCCAGGCUCGCUGGAAAGUUGUUCUAGUCAGUACCGACCCGAUGGAUGCUGACGAGAUUGAUGCCUGGGCGAACCUAGCCGAGCAACAAAAUAAGAUGCGCCCGGCAUCUUUAGAGCUCACUAUCGUGGCCGUCAACACCAUCCCUGACCUCACUCUCAACACUGCUGCCUCUCCAAUGAGUACGGGUGUUCUCAACCCUCACUUCUCAUCAACUCCUGUCUCGACCCCCAACCCGAAUACCAACAUUGCCUCGCCAGACCAAACGGGCAAUGCACCAACUCCAAGUGCGAUUUAUAACGCGCCGACACCCACAGACCCCUCCCUCGAACCAGACUCUGAGGUAGUCCUGACCGAUAUCUGCGAUGAUUCUUGGGCAGUCAUCCUCUCACAUCGUCUCAACGCCUCUCCCCACGUCACCGAGCUUCGCCCCGCGCUGGCCAGCGGGUAUCUCCUUCGGCGCAAAGGUCCGAACGAUAGCGACGGUGUCUUCUCAAUGACUGUCAACCUUCUAUACUCCCAGCGCCCCGCUAUCUCACACGAGAGCGUUCUGGGUGACACACUUUCCAUGUACCGAGACGUGUCAUCUCUUGCCCGGGCAUGGGGUAUGCGCAGUGUUCAGAGCAACACUUUACCUUGGCAUAUAGCGACGGCUCUGCGGGCUCAAGAGCUGCUCAGCUACGUUUUUUAA
Molecule: messenger RNA, 4395 nt
Organism: Penicillium cataractarum
Lineage: Eukaryota; Fungi; Ascomycota; Eurotiomycetes; Eurotiales; Aspergillaceae
Exons: 4
Coding region: 1-4395 (1464 amino acids)
Biological process (GO): regulation of transcription by RNA polymerase II
Cellular component (GO): mediator complex
Molecular function (GO): transcription coregulator activity
Source: RefSeq, a predicted model, not a curated record